Saccostrea cuccullata (small rock oyster) is the source of this 2682-nucleotide messenger RNA. Its product is annotated as negative elongation factor B-like. NCBI's taxonomy places the organism in Eukaryota, Metazoa, Mollusca, Bivalvia, Ostreida, Ostreidae. Gene Ontology annotation, biological process: negative regulation of transcription elongation by RNA polymerase II. Bases 119 to 1825 code for a protein of 568 amino acids. The record is from RefSeq and is a predicted model, not a curated record. Gene Ontology annotation, cellular component: NELF complex; nucleus. The transcript is spliced from 7 exons.
GAUGUUAGGAGAUAUUUUUUUCCGAAACAAAAUAAAUUGGAAGUUGAAUAGACAUCUAGACAAGAGUUACAGUAUGAUGAGUAUGCAAUUCUUAGGCCUACAUCGCGUUGUGUGAAUAAUGGCUGGUCUGGAGGAGCUUGGUAUCCCGGGGGGAGAAUUUCUCCGGGAGUCUCUCACAAACUGCGCCGACCCUCUCGCUGCUAUAGAGGAGUUCCAAACGGACAAUGGAAUUCUGUUACCAUCAUUAAGACCUGCAUUGCCCUUCGUAGAUUUACAUGAUAUUAAACGCCUUGACUUUCAUUCUUCGGUUCUGGAGGAGUUAAGAGAGAGACUGGUACAGCAGAUUUCUGAUGUGGCUUCUGGAGAAGAUGAAGACAGAUACAAAAAGCUAGAGAGUCUUUUGGAGAAAAGUUUUCCUGUUAUUAAAGUGAAGAGUCUCCGACCAGUUGUAAUGGCCAUCCUAAAGCACCUGCCGAAAAUCAAGGAUGAGUAUUUAGAAAAAAUAUUAGAGGAUAAGGAGCUGUAUGGUGAGGCAGCCACUGAGGUGAAGCGGCAAAUUUGGUCGGACAAUCAGGCAUUAUUUGGAGAUGAAGUCUCUCCUUUAUUAUCGCAGUACAUCAAAGAAAAAGAGAAUUCUCUGUUUUCCCAUGAAAACAGUUCCCAGACUUUCUUCUUAGCAUCACCAAAAUUACGAAGACAGAGUGAAGUUGUUCAACGACUUGCUGAUAUGGUUGGCAAAAAUGUUAAAUUGUAUGACAUGGUCUUACAGUUUUUGAGAACUCUCUUUCUUAGGACAAGAAAUAUGCAUUACUGUACACUUAGGGCAGAACUUCUGAUGGCCCUACAUGACCAGGAGGUCAACGAUAUCUGUUCCAUUGACCCUUGUCAUAAAUUUACGUGGUGUGUUGAUGCCUGCAUAAGGGACAAAUUUAUUGAUAGCAAGAGGUCGAGGGAGCUUCAGGGAUUUCUUGAUGGAAUACGAAGAGGACAAGAAUUUGUUCUAGGCGAUUUAUCCAUGGUUCUUUGUGAUCCAUUCUCAAUGAAUACAGUUGGUCUCUCGAUGAUGAGAAACUUACAGCACUGCAUCAACAGUGAACUCCUACCCAGGGAGAGUACUGAGAUCGGUCUGUUGGUGAGGAUGAUGGGGCUGGGACUGGGUUCCUGGGAUAUGAUUGACAGUCAGCUGUUCAGAGAACCCAAACUGGAGUCGUCUCUGUUCACCAAGUUUUUACCGAUGAUUUCCUCCCUGAUGGUGGAGGAUCAUGCCAGGCUGCUGAUUGCCAAGUUACCAGAGGAACCCCCCCUCAGCGCCACCCCACCCUCUGACCUCUUCCUGACCUUUGUUAAGGAGAACCCUAUCGCUAGCUUCACAACCCUAUAUUACUCCCUACAGGUGACGAGGAUGAAGGACAGAACAGCAGCGUGUAACAUCCUCCCUGUCCUGGUCCACUGUGAGAACGAGCGAGCGUACGAAGACACCUUCCUUCACUCUCUCAUCUCGUUCCUCAUCGCCAUGUCUGAAGAAUUCGCUCACGACGACUUCUGCAGUGUCGUCUUUGAUGAUUUUCUUCUGCCUGGUAUAUCUCGGGAAAAUGUUCUGCGUCAUCUUCUUCGUCUGUUAUGGUACAUCCAUCCCAAGGUGCCCUCUGGUCGAUUACAAGCCGUGCUGGACAGCACACAGCCAAACAAUGAGCAUAGUGAUUGUGUUCACACCACAUAUCAUCAACUGACAGAGAAAAUAAAUGCGUAUCAACCAAGUCCCGCUACUCCGCAAGAACAGCUUGACUCGCCACUGAUGAGUGUGCCAACCCCGGCUCCCCUGUAGGUCAGCGGGACGCGCCCCUGUAUUUACGUCAGCGGGACUCUCAGUGUGUCCACACCUACUUCAAUACAGGUCCGGAGGAGAGAGAAGUGGUCAGAGCUCCUGUACACCUGCAGAACCUUGACACAGUUGUGAAGCAUUCUAUUUACUAGUUUAUUUAUGCCAUUUCAAAUGGACUUCAAGGAAUUCAGUAAAAAUAAUUAUGCUUUUGCCAUAAAAUUUUUCAGGGAAAUAUUUAUGUCUUUUCAUCUGUUAUUCUGUCUUAGGUUUUGUUUUUUGUCUUGCUUGUAGAUAAUGAGCUGAUUUUUUUUGUAUGUCUUUUAUAUUGAUGACUAUCAGAUCCAAUGUUUGAUACUGAUUAAUCUAUUUACACUACAGUUAUUGCCUUUAGACUUAAAAAAAAAUACUUUUGGUUGUUAUUUCCUGUUUUUCAAGCCUUUUUGCUAGUAAGGAUUAGUUGAUUUUUACUCUGGUGACUUAAACAUUGAGUUUGAGUUUCAGGUAAAUAAACCAAUUAAUGCUCACCAGAGUUAAGAAAUCUCGAGUUAUUCAUGGUUUUUCCAACUUUAAUCUCAAGUACUUGAAAGUAACAAACAAUAUAUUUUGUUUCUGUUUCGCAUUUCCCUCUAUAUUAUUUCAAUAUCCACUUACUUUCAAAUUCUGAGAACUUCAAUGUUGGCGAGGGCAUUUUUAUCAUGCUGACAUAUGAAGUUAUCCAGUGGAUGUGUUUAUUGCAAUGGUCAGAGAUUUUAUUCACUGCAUUGUAUAGAGUUUUGCAAAAUAUGAAAGUAAGAAGUUGGAAAAUUAAAAAAAAAAACUUGAAUGUAAGGAUUUUUAAUAGAUGUUGCAUUUUACUUGUU